Microbotryum saponariae is the source of this 1045-nucleotide messenger RNA. Lineage: Eukaryota; Fungi; Basidiomycota; Microbotryomycetes; Microbotryales; Microbotryaceae. The record is from the annotation of a GenBank genome assembly.
AUGACGCGCGAUCUGACAACACGAAAUGACCUGAAAGAGAUCGUUGACAAGUACGACACGAUCUUGUUUGAGUAAGCUCGGCCUCUGCCUCUUUUGCGCUCGCGACAGCUUGUUCGAUGGCGUGGUCUCGCUUGGUCAGGCCGGCAUGGACAAGUCCAAAGGGUAGACGAGGCGAUGAAGUGAUGGAAGCUAUCUUGCACGAACUAACAUUCGCCGGUCCACGCCUAUCCAUAGCUGCGAUGGAGUGAUCUGGGAGGGUGAUCACCUGAUUCCGCACGUCAAGGAGGUGCUCGCUGGACUGCGCAAAAUGGGCAAGCGCUUCUUCUUCGUCACCAACAAGUCAGUUCAUCACCAAAAAAAUGAGACUACUUUAUCCAAGUCCUCCGGAGCUGAUCAGAUGCUGCGUCCUUGCUUCCAUCCCCCAUCCUCCCCACCCGCCGCCGCCCCCACCUUGUCCCCCGUGCGCUCUUCCUGGAUAUGCAGUGCUACCAAAUCGCGUGAAGCAAACAAAGCCAAGUUCGACAAGCUCGGCAUCGAAUGUCACGUCGACGACAUCUUCUCCUCGGCCUACGCCAGCGCGGCCUACCUCAAGAACGUGCUCAACUUCCCCGCGGACAAGAAGGUGUAUGUCGUUGGCGAGAAGGGCAUCGAGGAUGAGUUGGACAGUGUAGGCAUUCGGCAUUCGGGUGGGACGGUGAGUUCGGAGAAGAAGGACCAUGUAAAGGCGUCCCAAGUGGAAGCUUAUCGUGCAUGUUACAAUGCCCCGAUAUCUCGACGGCCACUUCUGUCCCAGGACCCGGCCGACAACGUUUUCAUCGACCUCAUGGAUUUCUCGUCCAUCACACCCGACCCAGAGGUCGGCGCCGUCUUGUGUGGUCUCGACAUGCACCUCAACUACAAGAAGAUCGCUAAAGGGUGUCGGUACCUUCGGGAGAAUGAGGGGUGUCACUUCGUCGCCACCAACUUGGAUUCGACUUUCCCUACCCAUGGGAGCGUGUAUCCUGGCAAGUGCGACAAGCUAGACCCUGUGUUGGAUACUUACUGA